GGAUGGUGUCUUGGUUUUAUGUCCUAUAAACCACACCCAUCACUCUUUUUCUGCUCUCUGAUCUGAAUAUUUUUUCCCAGUAUUUCUUUCCCGUUUCUGAAGACACAAAAGGAGAAAAACUUCUCCUCCACAAUCUUCUCCCUCUCUCAAUAAAGGCAAGGUAUAAAUUAUGGCGGACGCUGAGGACAUUCAGCCACUUGUAUGUGACAAUGGAACUGGAAUGGUGAAGGCUGGAUUUGCUGGUGAUGAUGCUCCAAGGGCUGUUUUCCCUAGUAUUGUUGGUAGGCCUAGGCACACAGGUGUUAUGGUUGGAAUGGGUCAGAAGGACGCCUAUGUCGGGGAUGAGGCACAGUCUAAGAGAGGUAUUCUUACUUUGAAGUACCCUAUUGAUCAUGGAAUUGUGAGCAACUGGGAUGACAUGGAAAAGAUCUGGCAUCACACCUUCUACAACGAACUGCGUGUGGCUCCUGAAGAACAUCCUGUUCUCCUUACUGAAGCCCCUCUGAACCCUAAAGCCAACAGAGAGAAGAUGACGCAAAUCAUGUUUGAAACUUUCAAUGUCCCUGCCAUGUAUGUUGCUAUUCAAGCUGUGCUUUCCCUUUAUGCCAGUGGCCGUACCACAGGUAUUGUGCUCGACUCUGGCGAUGGUGUCAGCCACACAGUCCCCAUCUACGAAGGUUAUGCACUCCCACAUGCCAUCCUUCGUCUUGACCUUGCUGGAAGGGAUUUGACUGAUUCACUCAUGAAGAUCUUGACCGAAAGAGGGUACAUGUUUACAACUACCGCUGAACGGGAAAUUGUGCGUGACAUUAAGGAAAAACUUGCCUAUGUAGCCCUUGACUAUGAACAGGAGCUCGAGACCGCAAAGAGCAGCUCAUCAAUUGAGAAGAAUUACGAACUUCCCGAUGGUCAGGUAAUUACCAUCGGAGCAGAGAGGUUCCGUUGCCCAGAGGUUCUGUUCCAGCCUUCAAUUAUUGGAAUGGAAGCACCUGGAAUUCAUGAAACCACAUAUAACUCGAUCAUGAAGUGUGAUGUUGAUAUCAGGAAGGACUUGUAUGGCAACAUCGUGCUCAGUGGUGGAUCUACCAUGUUCCCUGGAAUUGCCGAUCGUAUGAGCAAGGAGAUUACCGCCCUUGCCCCUAGCAGUAUGAAGAUUAAGGUUGUUGCACCACCAGAGAGAAAGUACAGUGUCUGGAUUGGAGGUUCUAUCUUGGCAUCUCUCAGCACCUUCCAGCAGAUGUGGAUUUCGAAAGGGGAGUAUGAUGAGUCAGGUCCAUCAAUUGUCCACAGGAAAUGCUUCUAGAUUUAUGGUGCUAUGUAUGUUGUUGUGCAUUUUAUAUUUUACAUUUCUCGGAUUUUGAGAUGAGGAUGUGGUCGGUCAUGUCUGGUCUGCUUUGGUUGUUUUAUGCCCUUCUGUAUUCUUAGCUUUGUCUGUUUUAGUUCAUCUCUAUAAUAGAUAGUCUUCUAGGUCGGUGUGUAGUUGUAUGUAGGGGUCUGAAUUGCACUUUCUAUGAUCAUGUUAUUUUCCAAGUUUUAUAUAGGGGUUUAUGAUUGAUGAUAAAUUUCUAUCA
Papaver somniferum (opium poppy) is the source of this 1571-nucleotide messenger RNA. RefSeq names its product actin-7-like. The coding region runs from base 170 to 1303 and encodes 377 amino acids. The transcript is spliced from 5 exons. Lineage: Eukaryota; Viridiplantae; Streptophyta; Magnoliopsida; Ranunculales; Papaveraceae. The record is from RefSeq and is a predicted model, not a curated record.